CUCAACUCUUCAAGAAUGGCGUCUCUACAGUUCUUCCUCUUCUGCCUGAUGGUCGCAGCUUCCAAGGCAGCGCCCCAAUCCACAGAAGUCAAAGCGCCAAUGCCAUAUCAGUUUUCGUAUGGAGUGAACGUGCCCGAAACCGCAGACAUCAAGGAGCACAAAGAGACCACUUCGCCGGAAGGAAGAACCGAAGGAGAGUACCGCUGGCUGCAGCCUAAUGGCCUCUUCAGGAUCGUCCGCUACUACGUUGACGGCGACUCCGGCUUCCAGGCUGUCGUGAGCGAGGAGGAGGGCCCCGUCGUCGAGAACUACUACAGGAACUCCCUCAGUGGCGACAGCUCGGCGGGUCUCGCCUCCUCUGGCUCCCUCAACUUCGGCAAGAGCUUCGACGGCUCCCAGGGCAGCAUCGGCGCUGCCGUUAACGUCAUCAAGGCUCCGCGUCCGAGCCUCAACCGGCAGCCGGCUGUCAGCGCCCAGGCGGCCUUCGCUCAGCAACCAGUUAACAGUGCUCAGGCAGCAGUCAGUGCCCAGUCUGCCUUUAAUCGCCAGCCAUCAGUCAGUGCCCAGUCUGCCUUUAAUCGCCAGCCAUCAGUCAAUACUCAGCUGUCCUUCAGCCAGCAACCAUUGGCUAAUGCCCAGACAUCUUUCGGCAGCCAACCUUCUUUCAAUGCCCAGGCAACUUUCGGCAGCCAACCCUCAGUCAACACACAAGCGGCCUAUAACAACCAGCCCUCAGUCAAUACUCAAGUAGCCUUCAACAGCCAACCUGCUGUUAACACUCAGGCAACGUUCAGCGCCCAGCCUUCAGUGAACGCCCAGUCUUCUUUCAACUCGCAGCCAUCGGUUAAUGCUCAAGUAGCUGUCAACGCCCGUCCCUCAGUGAACACGCAAGCAGCUUUCAACUCCCAGCCCGCAGCCGCACAAGCGUCUUACAACCGUCAGCCCGUUGCUACUCAGUCAACGGCCAGUCGGCGACCAACUGCCAGUAGCCAGGCUACAGCCACUCGCCGACCAGCAGCCGCUCGUCAGCCGACAGCCGCUCGUCAGCCGACAGCCGUACGUCAGCCGACAGCCACUCGCCAGCCAGCCGUCAGCCCUCAGCCAACCUAUGGCCCUCAGAGUCCCGGCUUUGCCUCUCAGGCUUCUGGCUUCGCUUCCCAGGCCCCAGGCUUCGCGUCACAGAUUCCUGGCUUCGCAGUUCAGACGCCUGGAUUUGCCCGUCAGCAGAGCUUCAACAAGAAGAGCUUCAGCAGCAAGAAGAGCAGCAGUCAACAAAGCAGUAGUCAGCAGGAGAGUUUCAGUAGUUCGUUCUCCGGGGGAUUCGUAGAUGGAGGAUUCAUCAACGGAGGAAUCAUCGACGGAGGAAUCAUCGAUGGAGGAAUCAUCGACGGAGGAAUCAUCGACGGAGGAAUCAUCAAUGACAGCUCUUACGAGGACUCGACGGGAGACAACUACCAGGGCUGAACACCCUUCACCUCCCUAUAAUUCCCCACCUGGCCCUAUCACCUCUCCAUAAAUCCCCACCUGGCCCUAUCACCUCUCCAUAAAUCCCCACCUGGCCCUAUCACCUCCCCAUAAAUCCCCACCUGGCCCCUUCACCUCUCCUCUUCCUACCCUCUAUCAUCCUACAAAACGUUAGUGGGGGACAAUGAACGCCGGUGAACCAUUAGUUAGUAAUAACAACAUUCUGCAUCAAGUAAAUCUUUACUUGCUUGUAGAAGGACUAGUUCUGAACUUAGAGACAAGUCGAAAUCCGAGUAAGUUUAAGGUUAUUUUAUAGAAGGAGCUCCCCAGUCCUUCGAACAAUAGUUGUAAUUUAUUAACACGUUGCGUUCAUUGUGCACCUGCCCCUAAGCAGUAUUAAGAGAGACUAAAUCAGAUGUCGUUGACUGUACGAAAUAUCAUGUAAUUAUAUGCUUAAGUUUAGCAAACAUAUCAUAUUUUCUUAUAUUGUUCAUGUUAUUACGAAAUAUAUAUAUAUAUAUAUCACCUCA
This is a messenger RNA of Penaeus chinensis, 1994 nucleotides long. Its product is annotated as RNA-binding protein 14-like. NCBI's taxonomy places the organism in Eukaryota, Metazoa, Arthropoda, Malacostraca, Decapoda, Penaeidae. The coding region runs from base 16 to 1464 and encodes 482 amino acids. Gene Ontology annotation, cellular component: extracellular matrix. The transcript has 4 exons. The record is from RefSeq and is a predicted model, not a curated record.